AUGAGUUCCCGUGGCUGCCGGCCGGCAUCUGUGCCUCGGACAUCGGCCAAGGUUGGAAGGCCCUCAUCUAAGAGCCCUGCAAGCAGCCACCUUUUUCUGGAUUCAUCAUUUCAAGAUAAUUCAGUGCUCAGAAGGGAUGAACAUAACAAUGAAAUUCAUACUCCAUUUAUGAACAGGAGUGAGCAAAAGAAACUCCUGGAAGAAAAUAUAAGAUUAAAGUAUGAACUAGAAGAUUUAAGAAGCCAAUAUGAACAGCUUAUAGAAGAAGGGAGGAAUGAAUGUUUUGAUGAAAGACGUGUCAAUCUUUUGAAGGCUCAUGUACUACAACUGGAAAGACAGGUGGUGCUGCUUACAGAAGGAUUAAGUUCUCGAGCUGCUCUUUUAGUGGAGUUCAAUGCUUCUUUAGAAGCUUUUACUGACAAGCUUAGCUCUUUUCUUAGCACUAAGGAAUCUGCAUUGGAAGUACCCAUUCCACGUCCAGAAUUUCUACAAAUAAUUGAAAUCUGUCAUGCAGUGAGACAAAAACUGCACAGAAACCAGCAAACUUCUGAUUUAUCAAAACUUGCAUUGCCUUGGACUCUGGGAGGAAAUCUCACUGCACAACCGAUGACUCUCUUGGAUCUUUGCUAUGGCAAGAUAGAAAAUUUAAAUCUUAGAUAUGUGAGCGCCCUCGAAGGGAAACUCGGCAAGCUGCGGAGACACCUGUUUGCCAUGAGGCAAACUCUGAGCCUCACGCUUGCCCCAGGACAGGGGUCUUCUGAGACGGCUCAUCACAUCCUCCCGACUGCUGUUUAUGCUCGGCUGAUAAACCAGGCGGCUCAGUGUCAUCGUUCCGCGGCAGAGUGUUGUAGCGAUUUGCUUCCUUUGACGCUGCUGGUACCUUCGGCACCUUGGGAAGUAUUGGAGUACUCCUUAAACGAGGAGUUUACUGUGGAAAACGUGCUUGCGACACUUCCAGCCUUCCCCAAGGGUGGCCCUCAGCAGCGUGCUAAAAGGGCAGCAGAAGCUCUAGUGAAGGCUCAAAAUUAUUCCAGGCAAAUGGCAAUGCAACAGAUACAAGCUUUGCAAGCUGAACUUCAUUUCCAUAGAAAUUUAUAUAACCUGCAAGUUAAGUACACUGAUGCUCUCUUCACUGGGAUAAAGCAAGCCUACCACAGGUUUCAAGAUGAUGUUGCAAUGGUUCUGUGUUCACCACUACAAGAUGUGUUACCUUUGUACAUAAAACUGAAAAUGGAAGCUUCAGAGGCUGCUUUGAAAAAAUUUCUCACUGCUUUUAGAAAUAAUGCUGAACAGAUCCAAUAUGCUGUUGAAACUUUAACUUCAAAGAAUCAGCAGCAUGAAGGUGAAGAGGCCUUGUCAAGGUUUGGAAAAGAGUUCUUCCUGUCUUUGGAACAUUCACUAAAAGCAUGCGGGGAACAACGGGAUAAAGCGGCCAGUGAAAUGGAAACUUUACAAACUGAACUGGAUCAGGCCUUAGAAACCCUGCGAAAUUUAAAGGGGAAAAAGGGAACAAGAUCAGGGCCUGGUCAGCAGUUUCCAAAACGUGAAGAGGGCGAGAUGGAAGAAAUAAAAGCCAGUGGCUUGGAUGUACUUUCAAAAAAAGAGUCUGAGCCCAAUUCACCAUCCCACUUUCCCCCACAUAGACAGAGCCCCUUGACAAAUCCUGCUACCGCUGAAGAAAAAGAAUUGAACAGCUCAUCCUCCAGGCUAAAACCAGCAAGUUCUGAUGGCAUUCAGCAGAAAGGGAAACCCAUUCACAGGAGCAAGAGUAUGAAGAACACCGCAAAGCCACCUUGGCAAGAUUAG
Messenger RNA from Euleptes europaea (tarantolino), 1806 nucleotides. RefSeq lists its product as uncharacterized. The record is from RefSeq and is a predicted model, not a curated record. The transcript has 12 exons. The coding region runs from base 1 to 1806 and encodes 601 amino acids. Lineage: Eukaryota; Metazoa; Chordata; Lepidosauria; Squamata; Sphaerodactylidae.